Molecule: messenger RNA, 1197 nt
Organism: Cyanidioschyzon merolae strain 10D
Lineage: Eukaryota; Rhodophyta; Bangiophyceae; Cyanidiales; Cyanidiaceae
Exons: 1
Coding region: 1-1197 (398 amino acids)
Biological process (GO): putrescine biosynthetic process
Molecular function (GO): protein-arginine deiminase activity; agmatine deiminase activity
Source: RefSeq, a predicted model, not a curated record
AUGAUUGAAGGUGUCUGUCCGUUUGAUCUCGGUCUACGGCAACCUGGUGAGUGGGCCAGCCACGCAAACUGCUGGAUCGGAUGGCCCGAGCGCCCCGAUAACUGGCGUCUGGGCGCUGCUCCGGCGCAGCGUGCAGUGGCGCAAGUCGUUGCCGCCAUCGCCGAGUUGGAGCCAGUCACCGUGGUGUGCUCCGCAUCCGCCUUCAUACAAGCCUGCGCGCUACUUGUGGACCAUCCGAGCAGUCCAGGUCAAUGCGCACAGUACCCCGUUCGCGUUGUCGAGCUGAGCACGGACGACUGCUGGCUACGCGACACAGGAGCCGUUUUCGUGUGCGGUGCAGAGCCGGAGAAUGCUGCGCAAGGAGCUGGUGUCCACUUUGAUUUUAACGCUUGGGGUGGUGCACAGGGUAACUGUUAUGCGGCCUGCAGCCUCGAUCAGUUGGUGGCGAAGAAAAUGCUCCUUCUGGAACGUUUGCCGCGCUUCUGGUGCCCUAUGGUACUCGAGGGCGGUAGCAUCAGCGUGGACGGUGAGGGAACGGCCCUCACCACUGCAGAGUGCUUGCUGAAUCCGAAUCGUAACCCGACGUAUUCUCAGAACGAUAUAGAAAAACAGUUGCGUGCGUACUUGGGCAUCACCAAGGUAAUCUGGCUGCCAUAUGGCAUCGAGGGUGACGUAGACACCAGCGGCCAUGUAGACAAUAUGGCCGUAUUUAUUGCCCCUGCGAAAGUGGCGCUCCACUGGGACCCUGCAGACCACCGUUGCCAGGCUGCACAUCGAGUUUUGGCGCAGAGCGUGGACGCCUUGGGACGGUCACUCGAGGUUGUCUUGGUGCCGGCACCACCGGCGUUGUACCGGCAGCCAGAUGAAGUACCCCAGGUACAGCCUCAUCAGCCGCAUCCGGAGCAUGCCGAUACAUCAGAACCAGGCGCCAGCGAUAGCGAUAGUUACCAACGCAGAGCCGGGGAGCGCCUUGCCGCGAGUUACGUCAACUUUUAUCGAGCGAAUGGAGGCAUUAUCAUGCCCGGCUUUGGUUUACCAGAGUCCGAUGAAGCCGCACGCGCUGCCUUGCAGAAAGCGCUGCCUCAGAUACAAGUCGUACAGGUCCCUGUUGCGAGGGAAAUACUUCUAGGAGGAGGUAAUAUCCACUGUCUGACGCAGCAGCAGCCCGUCAUCAGCGAGCCAAUUCCAUGGCGCUAA